AUGACUGCAUUCAGAUAUUUAUCUUUAAUAACGAAUAGUUCGUGUAAAUGCACAACUUUUUUAGGAAAUAAAACCGCUAUAGUCACAGGAGGAGCAUCUGGAAUUGGACUUCAAACUGUAAAAAUCUUAGCUUCUCGUGGAGCUAAAGUAAUUAUAGCAGAUAAAAACUAUAUAAACGCCAAAUUAGUGUUACAAAGUUCUUCUUUUGCUGCUAACAUAACUUACAAACACUUAGAUUUAUCAUCAUUGUUAUCGAUAAGACAAUUUUGCCAUUGCAUUAAUAAAGAAGAAGAUCAUAUAGAUAUUUUAGUAAAUAACGCAGGUGUUGGAGGUUUAUUACAUCGAUAUACUAAAGAUUUACUUCAAGAAGAGAUGCAAAUUAACCAUUUUGGGCCUUUUUUAUUAACACAUUUAUUAACAGAUGUUUUAAAAAGAUCUAAUCCAAGUAGGAUAAUAUUCGUUACCUCAACUCUUGCUUACGCUAAUAAUUUAACAUUAAGCAACUUAAACACAAUCUCGGAUUAUCCGAUAAUGGAUUUUAUGGUGUAUAGCAACUCAAAAUUGUGUAACAUAAUUGCUUCGAAAGGUUUUGCCGAAAAAUUGAAGCACUCUGGGGUUACAUCUAACGCUGUACAUCCUGGGAUUGCAGUUACUAAUAUUUAUCAAGGAAUGAGGGGCGUGGAGAGAUAUCAAAAUUUAAAAAAGUUUGUUUAUUUUUCGUUGGAUAAAAUCGCAAAGACUCCUUUACAAGCAGCUCAAACUGUAGCUCAUGUAGCUUUAAGCGAAACGCUUCGAUGCAUUACCGGAAAGUUUUUCAUUGAAAAUGAAAUAUUUGCACCACCCAAAAAGGCAAUGGAUUUAAAAUUUUGCAAUGAAAUUUGGAAUGCCAGUGAGGAAUAUGUUGAUUUACAACAUAACGAAAAAGUAUAACGUAAAGUUGUCAUAGAAACCCAGUUAUUUACCAAAUACUUCAUAAAUAUUCAUGUCUACCCAAAAUUUGAUUGUGCAUCGACAAAAAAAUUUAAAUUCCAAAAAUGGCAAAUGAUAAGCCUGAUAAUCUAUCCCAAAUAAGUUCAUUCACAAGCGAACCUAAUGUUGCAAAAAGCGUUAUAUCUUCAACAACAACUUCAAAAAAGUCCUUCCGAAAAAGGAAAACUUGCAGUUGGAGAGUGGCGAUGUUAGCGACACCAAAAUAUGUUACAGCCAAAUAUAAAUCGGAAGAACAGUGUUGCCAUCAACAUCACAAGCAGGAAGAACAAGAACAAAUUCCACCAGAACAAGGAGAGCAGCAAGACCAACAACCAAAUCAAGUUCAAUCAAAACAAGAACAACCCAAAUUACCAAAACCAAAGAAAAAACCUACUCGUUUGGAAAGUAUUAAAUCAAGUGAACGACUUGAAUAUUUAGCAAGACCACAUCUAAGGUCUUUAUACACAAACAAAAAUUCAUAUACCGGAAAUCCAAAUACAUUUAGAGAUUACGAGGAUCGAAUGAAUAAACGUAUAAACAGCGCUUGGGAUAGCAUUUAUAAUGAAUAUAGAAAAGCUAAACAUGAAGAAAAGUUAAAACCUGUAAUUAAGAUUGAAGAAUUCACAAAAGACGCAUCAACUUCUCCGAGAAUGAUGUCGCCAGUUAGAGAAUUAUCGGCUAAAAAAGUUAAAAGGAAUUCAAUUAAGGAAAAAACCAUCCAAAUGAUUGGAAAAAGUAAAAAACAUAACAAAAAGGAUGACGACGUUUCGAUAAAAUCGAAAGCUUUCGACGAAAGCUUAGAAAAAAGUAUGGUUUCAACAAAAAAAGAGGUUGUCAAGAAAUAUAUUCAGCCGGCUAAAAUUAGUAGUAACAUGAAUAUACUUUAUAAAUAUGAAUUUUAGUGGUGUAUUAUCAAAAAUAAAAUUAUAAAAAAAG
Onthophagus taurus is the source of this 1905-nucleotide messenger RNA. RefSeq names its product retinol dehydrogenase 11-like. NCBI's taxonomy places the organism in Eukaryota, Metazoa, Arthropoda, Insecta, Coleoptera, Scarabaeidae. The record is from RefSeq and is a predicted model, not a curated record.